CCAAUGAUGAUGUCUCCUUGGAACCAAGCAACUCCAUUUACUCAAACACAAUGGUCUAGUGUUGAAGAAAAUCUACCCCAAAAUGGCCUUAUUGGUUCCCUUGUUCGUGAAGAAGGUCAUAUUUAUUCUUUAGCUGCCACCAAAGAUCUUCUUUAUACUGGUUCUGAUAGCAAGAACAUACGUGUGUGGAAGAAUCUUAAGGAGUUUAGUGCAUUCAAAUGUAACAGUGGAUUGGUAAAGGCCAUUGUUAUUUCAGGCGAGAAGAUUUUCACAGGUCACCAAGACGGAAAGAUUCGGGUUUGGAAAGUCUCCCCUAAGAACCAGAGCUUGCACAAACGCUCUGGAACGUUACCAACUUUGAAAGAUAUAUUCAAGGCAUCUCUCAAACCAAGAAACUAUGUUGAGGUGAAGAAACACCGCACUGCUCUUUGGAUCAAACACGCCGAUGCUGUUUCAUGUUUGAGCUUAAACGUUGAACAAGGGUUGUUGUAUUCUGCUUCUUGGGACCGGACCAUUAAGGUGUGGAGGAUUUCUGAUUCAAAAUGUCUAGAAUCGAUCCCAGCUCACGAUGAUGCUGUAAACUCGGUGGUGUCAACAACGGAGGCGAUUGUUUUCUCUGGAUCAGCUGAUGGGACAGUCAAGGCAUGGAAGAGAGACCAACAAGGAAAACACACAAAACAUACAUUAAUGCAAACACUAACAAAACAAGAGAGUGCAGUCACAGCUUUAGCUGUAAGCAAGAAUGGUGCGGCUGUGUACUUUGGUUCGAGUGAUGGUUUGGUCAAUUUUUGGGAGAGGGAGAAGCAAUUGAACUACGGUGGUGUUCUCAAGGGCCAUAAGCUUGCUGUCCUUUGCCUAGAAGUGGCAGGAAGUCUUGUCUUUAGCGGAUCAGCUGAUAAGACAAUAUGUGUGUGGAAGAGAGAUGGAAAUAUUCAUACAUGCCUUUCUGUACUAACAGGUCACACAGGUCCUGUAAAAUGUUUGGCUGUAGAAGCAGAUCGCGAAGCUUCAGAACGUUCAGACAAAAAAUGGAUUGUAUAUAGUGGAAGCUUGGAUAAGUCAGUAAAAGUA
Camelina sativa (false flax) is the source of this 1071-nucleotide messenger RNA. The record is from RefSeq and is a predicted model, not a curated record. NCBI's taxonomy places the organism in Eukaryota, Viridiplantae, Streptophyta, Magnoliopsida, Brassicales, Brassicaceae.